Molecule: messenger RNA, 2168 nt
Organism: Pseudomyrmex gracilis
Lineage: Eukaryota; Metazoa; Arthropoda; Insecta; Hymenoptera; Formicidae
Gene: Gasp
Exons: 4
Coding region: 104-922 (272 amino acids)
Cellular component (GO): extracellular region
Molecular function (GO): chitin binding
Source: RefSeq, a predicted model, not a curated record
CCAAACACAGAGUUCUGUCUUUCAGCGCAGCGAAGGCGGUGUUUGUACAAAAGUGUCUGUUUUUUUUUUCGUUAAUCAUUUCGCUCCGCGCCACAGUUAAACCAUGAGGACGUACUUCGUAAUAGCCGCCAUACUGAUCGCCGGAACGAGCGCUCAGGAGAGCUUCAAAUGCCCGGACGACUUCGGGUUCUAUCCUCAUCACAUAUCGUGCGACAAAUAUUGGAAAUGCGACAACAACGUGGCGGAGCUGAAGACGUGCGGUAACGGUCUUGCGUUCGACGCCAGCGACAACAAGUUCCUCACCGAGAACUGCGAUUAUCUGCACAACGUGGACUGCGGCGAGCGCACGCAGCUCGAACCGCCCAUCAGCACGCCGCAUUGCUCCCGUUUGUACGGCAUCUUCCCCGACGAGAAGAAGUGCGACGUCUUCUGGAACUGCUGGAACGGCGAGGCGUCCCGCUACCAAUGCAGUCCCGGAUUGGCCUACGACCGUGAGGCCAGGGUGUGCAUGUGGGCCGAUCAGGUGCCCGAGUGCAGAAACGAAGAGGUCGCCGGAGGUUUCACGUGUCCGGCCGCGGGCGAAGUGAGCGGCGCAUCCGGCAGCUUUAGCAGACACGCCCAUCCGGAGGAUUGCAGAAAGUACUACAUAUGUCUCGAGGGUAUCGCCAGGGAGUACGGUUGUCCGAUCGGCACCGUCUUCAAGAUCGGCGACGCCGACGGUAGCGGCGCCUGCGAGGAUCCCGAGGACGUUCCCGGAUGUGAGGAUUACUACGGUGACCUGGACCUGAAGAGCAUCCGGAAGAGCGAGCUGCUUACCGGUAUCCAGAGCGAGCCCAGAAAACCGAAUCAGGCGGUCCUGAAACCCAGGCCCACAACAGUGGGAGGGCCCGCGAGGAAUCCUUCCUCACCCCUUCAGGAAUAAAUCCUGAAUUUUACCUCGCUCUUUCCUUUCUUCACUCUUCACAUCUCUGUGUUUUUCUCUUUUUUCUCUUAUACUUCUCCUUUCUUCGUUGCUAUCGUGUAAUUACUUAUUUUUAUUGAAUUCUACUUUUUUGUUUUGUAACUUAUUGUUACAGAAUUACGAAAUAUAGAGAUCUUCUAGAGAUUGAAAUGUAGUUCUUUACAAACGUGAAUUCUACUUAUGUUUAAAAAAAAAAAAAUAACAGAUUUUCAUGAUUUUUAUUAAAAUUCAAUAAAGAUGUCGUUUCCUUUUUUGUUCCUCUUUUAACUUAUUGCGAUUGUUCGAAUUUAUAUCGCAAAUAUAAUAUAUUUUUAUCAAUAAAUUGUAUCAAAUACUUUCUUGCUCGCUAUUUUUUUCUCUGUCUUCUCGUACUCUACUUUUUCUUACUCUUUUUUUUCUUUUUCUCUCUUUCUCUCUCCCUCUCUCCCUCUUUUGCUAUAUAUACACAUACACAGAAAUCUAAGAAAAAUGCAGUACUGAUUACGUAGAUAAAUUUCAAAAUACACGGAAAAUACACGCGUUAUUUGUAUAGAAUAUAAAAUACAGAAAGAAUAAUUAUAAAACGUUUUUUUAAAAAAAAAAAAAAGUAUAUAAAACCAAUACGAUGUAAAUUCUUUUUGACAAAUGCUCAAAAGUACUGAUAUUUCUAAAAAAUUGAUAUUAGUUGUAAUGUCUUGUAUAAUUAUAUUUAUAUAUUAAGUAUAACGAUUGUUUUUUUUUUUUUUUUUCAAUAGAUAUACGAAAACAUAAUUUCGUCUCUUCUAAAUGCUAUCUCUCUCUUUAUUAUCUCUAAUCUAUCUUUUUCUUUGCCCAUUAAUUAAUUUUUCUUUUUUAAUUCUCUUACCGUUCUCUUUGUGCUGCGAAAAUAGACGUUAAAAAAAAUGUUGUAACAACAAUAGAAGUAAUGAAAAUUUUUCUGCAUGUAACAAUACGAAGAAGAAUUUAAAUUAACGAGAAUCACAUCAGUUGUUAAUUCUCGCAGUGCAAAACACAUAAUUAAAACGACAAAGUCAGCAGCAAAAGUUGUGUCGAAUUUGUUUAUUUACGCACGGAAUCAGAACUCGGAGAUUUAUACGCCAUGAAUUUUCAUUCGAUAAUCUUUCCGAUUCUUGCCGCCAAUGUGUGAGCAAAGUUUCGGUUUGUCAUGUAGUUUUAAGUAUAAAAAGUUCGUGUAAUAAAAAAGAAAAAAAAACAUUCUAUAAAGAGA